Molecule: messenger RNA, 1575 nt
Organism: Bactrocera neohumeralis
Lineage: Eukaryota; Metazoa; Arthropoda; Insecta; Diptera; Tephritidae
Product: odorant receptor 67c-like
Exons: 4
Coding region: 22-1239 (405 amino acids)
Biological process (GO): sensory perception of smell; detection of chemical stimulus involved in sensory perception of smell
Cellular component (GO): plasma membrane
Molecular function (GO): odorant binding; olfactory receptor activity
Source: RefSeq, a predicted model, not a curated record
UUUCACUUACUUUUACUCACGAUGAUGCCGUCAUUCAAGAGCAGUGAAUCCGCACCGACUGUGCCAGAUUUUGUAGAUAUACCAUUAUUUCAAAUAAAAUUUAUGGGCGCAAAACUUUUCAAAUGGACUCCGGAUGAACCGAGAAGCAAACUGCAAAUAACCUUACUAGGAACAUUUUGCGUUUUUGCUACCUUCAAUUUCACAAGCAUGUUGCUCUUCGUCAUCAAGGACGAGUUAGAGACUUCUCUAGAUAUAACUGAGUUUAUACUGUUUUGGGGUUUUGCGCUCAAUGCAAUGAUGAAGGGCGGUACAAUGGUCUGUUUUCGACGUGACAUCGAAUUUGUACUAAAAGGUUUAAUUGCCAGACAUCCAAAAACGGAGGAAGAACGCGAGGCUUUUCAAUUGGUGCCAUACUUUCGAACAAUAAAUGCAUCCAAUAAAUAUUUGUCAAUAUGGCAUUUAAGUAUAACAUUAAUAUUUGCUCUUCAUCCAAUGGUGUCAUCGUUACUUCGUUAUAUAUGGCGUGACGAUACAAAUGAAAGUUAUGACUUCACGUUUCCCUUCAUGAUGGCAUAUUACUAUGACACAAAUCAACCGUUAACUUAUGCCGUUUCAUAUUUCAUACAAUGCUGUGGCGCUUUUUAUAUGUCACUGCUGUUUUUGAGUGGCGAUUUAUUGCUCAUCUCCAUGGUACAACUAGUUAAUAUGCAUUUCGGAUAUUUAAUCUAUAAAAUAGAGAGUUUUCAACCAACCGGUACGGAUGCUGAUAUGAGAACGCUGGGACCGUUGCUGGAAUAUCACAAUGAGAUAUUGGAUUAUGCCGAGCGAAUCGAUGGCACUUUCAGCUUGGCCACAUUUCUCAACUAUGUCGGCUCAUGUUUGGUACUAUGUCUCAUUGGUCUUCAAAUAGUUUUGGGUUCAGAGGCUCUGAGCGUUAUUAAAUUCAUCGGUUUUCUUGUUUCAACCAUAGUGCAAGUCUUUUUCGUCUCCUAUUUCGGCAAUAACCUGAAAGAUUUGAGCACUGGUAUAAGUGAUGCGUUCUACAAUCAUCCCUGGUACGAUGCAAAUUACAAGUACAUGCGCAUGCUGGUUCUACCCAUAGCACGUUCUCAGCGUUAUGCUCACUUGACAGCUUUUAAAUUCUUCGAAAUCUCAAUGGAUAGUUUUAAGUCGCUCUGUACAACUUCUUAUCAAUUUUUUACACUUCUGCGGACAAGCAUGGAAGAAGAGGAUAGUUAGAUGCAUAGAAGUUAAGCGGAAUUUAUUCUGGGUAAUCGCAGAGAUAUUUUUAAAAUAGUAAUUUCGAAAAAUAUAUGUACCUAUUAUUUCUGAAAGUUGUGAGGUACCGGGCAUAUACUGAAAUGAAUUUUAUGAAAGAUAGUAACUUCUUUAAUGUUGAUAAAGUUUUGCUGCAUUCGUUUUAUAAGAGAGCCUGGAAAAUUAAAGAAACCCGAGUUAUUCCUUGAUCUUUAUUAUAAUAAGUUGAUGUCUUUGAUCAGAUUAUGAUAGGAUUUGUUUAUAAAAUAUUCUGUUUAAAUUGCAGAACAGACAGAAUAAAAAGCAAUUAUAGCAAUU